Messenger RNA from Haemonchus placei, 345 nucleotides. The record is from the annotation of a GenBank genome assembly. Lineage: Eukaryota; Metazoa; Nematoda; Chromadorea; Rhabditida; Trichostrongylidae.
AUGUUUUUGCUCAAACACCGGUACAAUCACAUAUUAAUAUCUCGUCACUUCGCAUUUCACUUAACGUGGCUUAUGCUCAAAUUGAGCACGAUGAGCCACACGGUAAGAAACAGGUAGGAUACGCUAAAUCUGAUUCUCGGGACAUUCGUUUGGGUGAGCAGUACGAAGUUGAGGUGGGCGAGCUGCAUCUUGCAGGGAGUUCAUGUUCACUCAGUACAAAAUAAACGACUUCAGGGCACCUUACCGAGCCACCUUUUCUUCUUAUGGUUCCCAUACUGCUUUACUUGUAGGGCAUACUUGUACUGCAAGCGGGACCUUCGAGAAUUGUCCCGUGGUUCCUUUUAA